AUGAAAAUGUCUUUUAAGGCAGUGGCCGCUACAUUAACCCGUACACUGUGGACUAAAGGACACAAGACUCCUCCUCUUGCGCGAUCUCCCAAAGUUAACAGACUUUCUACAACAUGUAGAGUGUCCGCGGCAGGCGCAGGGAUAGAGCAGGGCUGCAAAGAAAAAACUAAAAUCGGCAGCUCGGACAGGCCGAGUGGCGAGGUGCCAUCAUUCACCGAGCCGGCUCACAGAUGCACGACUGGGGAUAAGAAACGACCCACGGGACCCAAAGAGCCCGUGGGUGCUCCCGGUGUUGCUACUGGUGUUAAAAGACGGUCACACACCUCCACCGCAGUUCCAGCGAACUCGACGUCCUACCUGUGGGCUCGUUACAACGAGACGAAACGGCUGGUUCACGAUGUGAUCCCACCAGGUGCGUGUAACCUCCUCAACUCCUCCACCGUCUACGCCAACAAUGAGGUCAACCUGGCUGAAGUGGACAUCUACGGCUUUGACUAUGACUACACACUGGCUCUGUACUCAAAUGCGCUCCACUCAAUGAUCUACAAUACAGCGAGAGACUUCCUAAUUGAACACUUUAAGUACCCUGAAGGCAUCCGCAAAUAUGAUUACAUUCCCAACUUUGCCGUUCGGGGUCUUCACUAUGACAUCCAAAAGGGUCUUCUGAUGAAGAUAGAUGCCUUCCAUUACAUUGAGCCAGGAACGGUGUAUCGGGGAAUGAGCCCAGUGCCAGACGAGGAGGUCCUUCAGCUCUACGGGGGGACCUACCAUGUCCCCCUGCAGCAGGACAGUGGCUUCUAUGGAAAGGGACCAAAGGUUAAGCAGUUCAUGGACAUCUUCUCCAUUCCUGAGAUGACUCUUUUGGCCGCGACAAAUGAUUUUUUCAUCACCAGCGGCAUCGAAUACGAUCCAGUUCACCUCUUCAAGGAUGUCUCAGAAGCAAUUGGCAUGGUUCACCUGAAAGGCUACAUGUACAAGUGGGUCAUGAAAGAUCUCGAUAAGUUCAUUCAGAGAGGAGAGGAGACGGCUGCUGUUUUGCAUCGAUUGGUCAGUCAGGGAAAGAAACUAUUCCUUAUUACCAACAGUCCCUUCAGCUUUGUGGAUAAAGGGAUGACACACAUGGUGGGGAAAGAAUGGAGAGACUUCUUUGAUGUUGUCAUUGUCCAGGCAGACAAACCUCACUUCUUCACUGAUUGCAUCAAACCCUUCAGGCGCUUGGAUGGUAAUGGAGACCUUCGGUGGGAAAAGAUAAACAGUUUGGACAAAGGACAGAUCUACAAACAGGGAAAUCUCUUUGACUUUCUCAGACUGUCAGGCUGGCGAGGUUCAAGGGUUCUUUACUUUGGAGACCAUCUGUAUAGUGACUUGGCUGACCUGAUGUUGCGACAUGGCUGGCGAACAGCAGCCAUAGUGCCGGAGUUGGAGCAGGAAACCAAAGUGGUGAGCACAAAGCGGUACGCUCUGAGCCUCACCUGGCUACAGGCUUUAACCGGCCUGAUGGAACGCCUACAGACUCAUCGGGACCCAGCAUCUAAAGUGGUGUUUGAGGAAUGGCAUAACGAGAGAGAAGAACUCAUGGUGAUGACAAAGAACUUGUUCAACCCUCAGUUUGGCAGCCUCUUCCGAACGUGUCACAACCCCACUUACUUCUCCAGACGUCUGUGUCGUUUCUCGGAUGUCUACAUGGCCUCGCUCAGCUGCCUUUUAAAUUACGACCUCUCGUACACCUUCUACCCCCGCCGCACCCCCCUGCAGCACGAGGCUCCUCUGUGGAUGGACCAACUUUGCACAGGCUGCAUGAAGACACCUUUUCUGGAGGAGAUGUCUCACAUACGAUGAGAUCUCUGUGCUCUCCUCAGUGACUGUCUAAUGUUUCCUAUUUUAGGCCCAGCGGACAUAUCUUAGAUUCUUAUACUGUAGCUAGUUUUAUUUUUAGUCGAGAAGGUGCUGCACAACUCCCUCUACAGGGAAAAGGAUCCCUGUUCUACCCAUUGACAUAUA
Sander lucioperca (pikeperch) is the source of this 2001-nucleotide messenger RNA. It is a transcript of the gene nt5dc2, whose product is annotated as 5'-nucleotidase domain containing 2. Gene Ontology annotation, molecular function: 5'-nucleotidase activity. The record is from RefSeq and is a predicted model, not a curated record. Lineage: Eukaryota; Metazoa; Chordata; Actinopteri; Perciformes; Percidae. The transcript has 14 exons. The coding region runs from base 1 to 1839 and encodes 612 amino acids.